Molecule: messenger RNA, 9533 nt
Organism: Chinchilla lanigera (long-tailed chinchilla)
Lineage: Eukaryota; Metazoa; Chordata; Mammalia; Rodentia; Chinchillidae
Gene: Znf831
Product: zinc finger protein 831
Exons: 8
Coding region: 419-5323 (1634 amino acids)
Source: RefSeq, a predicted model, not a curated record
UCAUCUCUGCUUGAGUCACCUCCAGGUUUCUCAAAAUGGGGCUUUUCUCAGUUAAACUCGGAGGUGACUCAAAGGCCAAGCGCUGGGAGGCCCUCCUCUUUUAUUUCAUUUUCUGAAGCACACGGAACAUCUUUCUGUGCUCUGGGAUGCUGCCUGCAGAGGAGAAACUGGUGGAGGACACCAGGGUGCCGUCCUGGUGCUGAGUAUGGGGAGGGGAGCCCGAGCUCAGCUGUCCUCUGCUGGACCAGCAGUGCUCCUUUUCAGGUCUGUGGAUGUCAUCUCAAGACCAGGCUGGGCCACUGGGGUUUGAAGCAGUGUAUCUCUGGCUGAAAAUACUCCACUCUUCAUAAAGGAAUUGAACUCAGGACCUCGUGUUUGCCAGGUUGCCUGACCUCUUGGGCUGUCCAGAUGAUGUGGAAUGGAGGCUCCAGAAUCCACCUGCCCUGCUCCAGCUGCCAGGGACCAGACAAUUCCUACACCUGGCCCUCCGGGGGCCCCAAGUGGGCAGGCCUCUCCUCGUCUGACCCUGGGGCCCAUCAUCCUGCCUCCGGAGCAGGGCCUGCCACCUGCCAUGAUCCUGAAAGCUCUGCCCAUCCCGCUCUACCAUACAGUGCCUCCUGGGAGCCUCCAGCCACGUGCCCCACUGGUGACAGGCAGUCUGGACGGGGGCAGUGUGCCCUUCAUCCUUAGCCCCCUGCUGCAGCCUGAAGGGUCUGGGCCGACCCAGGCUGGCAAGCCAGCAGCCCCAGCCCUGACAGUGAACAUUGUGGGCACCCUGCCUGUCCUGUCCCCGGGUCUGGGGCCCACGCUGGGCAGCCCAGGCAAGGUGCGGAAUGCUGGCAAGUACCUGUGCCCGCACUGUGGCCGUGACUGCCUGAAGCCCAGUGUUUUGGAGAAGCACAUCCGGUCCCACACGGGCGAGAGGCCCUUUCCCUGUGCCACCUGUGGCAUUGCCUUUAAGACCCAGAGCAACCUGUAUAAGCACAGGAGGACACAGACGCACCUCAACAACUCCCGGCUGUCUUUGGAGUCUGAGGCGGGUGGGAGCAGUGUCUCGGAGGAGGGGGACAGGGCUGGAGAGCCCUCCUCAGCAGACAACAGGCAGGAAAGCUGGAGCCAGAGAACAGGUGAUGGAAAGCCUCUUUCCCCAGGUGCCCAUCUGUCCCUUGGUGUCAAGAACCUGGAUGUGAAGGCAGAAGUUGCUCCCCGCCUAGGGUCCAUACCUGCCCGCAGAGAGGCCCCUACGGACUCCUCCCAGAUGGCAUCGCCUGGGCUCCCGCCGGUCAGCACACUGCCCUGGCGGAAGCUGCCAGAACCAAAGCCAUCCUCCCUGCAGCGGCAGCAGGAGAUAUCCUCGGAGAAGCCCUGGGAUGCCAAGGCUUCCGAGGGCCGGCUAAGGAAGUGUGAGAGCACCGACUCAGGCUACUUGUCUCGCUCGGACAGCGUGGAGCAGCCGCCACUGCCCUCCAGUCCCCUGCACAGCUUGUCGGAGCACAGUGCAGAGUCCGAGGGCGAGGGAGGCGCAGGGCCAGGACCUAGACAUACCAGGGCUGAGCCCACAGCCUCGGGGGCCAGUGUGGAGCUGGAGAAGAAGCGGCUGGAGGAGCGCAUUGCCCAGCUCAUCUCUCACAACCAGGCCGUGGUGGAUGACCCCCAGCUGGACCACGUGCGGCCCCGCAAGACCGUCCUGUCCAAGCAGGGCAGCAUUGACCUACCCAUGCCCUACACCUACAAGGACUCCUUCCACUUUGACAUCCGGGCACUAGAGCCUGGCCGCAGGAGGGCUGCCCUCAGCCCAGCCUGCUCCACCUUCACGGCUCUGGACAAGGCACGGCCCCUCUUCUUCCACUCCGUGCCCACUCAGCUCUCCACCUCUGUGGAAUACGUUCCUGUCACCAGGAGUAACUCACUCCCCUUUGUUGAGGCCUCCAGAACAUGGCCAGAGCCACGAGACCUGCAGGACACCGGCCCCAGGAUUCAGAAGCCGCUGAGCCCCAGGUUGGCCCCAGCCCAACGAGGUUGCCACUCUGGGCUUACCUUGGCAGAUGUCCCCAGCGGCCACCCUCGGGCCCUGGUGAGACAGGCCGCUGUGGAGGAUGUGCCCUGUACCCCCACUGGAGAGCCAGUGGCCCCCACAGAGGACCUGGAUGGAAAGAGAAUCACCCCAGGAGAGGGAGCCGCCCACAAGGGCAGAGCGGCCAGUAAGAAGUGCGGCCAGAGGAAGUCGAAGAUGUUCUCCCAGGACAAGUGGCAGGUGUAUGGCAAUGAGACAUUCAGGAGAAUCUACCAGAAAAUGAAAGCCGGCCAUCAGGGAACUCGGAAAGCCAAGGAUGCACAAGCAGGCCAGGGGACAGAGCUGGACCCUCCUCCACAGAAAGAGGCAGUGGGGUCCAAAGGUGCAGCCCCAUAUCAUGACAGUGGGAUACCUAUCCUUGGUGACAUUUCUAUAGAGACCAAGCCAGGGCCUUGGGCAUGUCUGCCAGCUCCAGAGGGCUCUUUAGAGACUGAGUCCCCUAAGCAGGGGAGCACAGUGGCCAGCACAGGAGGCAGUGAUCAGCACAGGAUGGCCAGGGCCGUGUCAUCUCCCACCCUUGGCAGCAGAGACCCCCCUGGUCCAGGCAACAGAAGCCCUCUGCCUCCUCCAAAUGAACAGCUGGAACUGAGGCUGCAGCUGCCCCCAGCACCUGGGCCCAUCCACGAAGGUGACCUGGGGGCUCCCAGGCCAGCUGUGUCAGACCUCCAGCUGGAAGGAGGCAUUCCUGGAGGUGGGUGUGUGAAGGAGACGUGCCUACGGGCUCCAGCCGUGCUGAGACGGCCUGGGGGUGGCUCUGGGGAGCCCUGGCCUGCGGAGGACAAACUCCCUUCGGAAAGGAAGAAGCCGAAGGUGGAAGGGCUAAGCCCCCCGGAGCAGCCAGGGCCCCAAGGAGCAGAGAUCCCGGGUGGCUCUGCUCAGGGUGCCUCUCUGCCCUCCCAGAGGCAGGACAGUGACCCCAGGGAGACAGCAGGGGUGCCACAGGAGAAUGCCAAGAAGGUGGCUGAUCACUUGGCAUCCUCUGGCACCUUCUUGGCUGCUCCUGCUGCCCAAAGGCAGGCAGGGCUGGAGGACAAGGAGUCCAUGCUGUCCUAUGCCAUGGGGAACCCUGGGCAGCAAUCCCAGCUGGUCACCCAGUCUCAGGCUCCUGUCGCCUUCCCAGCUACGGUAGACAGCACCUUUCUUCCCAAGUACCUCCUCAGGUUACCUCCGGGAGACACCCCCUCCCCUCUGCCUGUCCCCCUGUUGUCCACACAAGGCCAGCACUCAGACCCAGUCCCAGGUGAGGCGGAUGGCAGCCUGGAGGAGCCCAGCUGCUCCAGGUCAAGGGAUGGAAAGAACAAGACUCAAGUGGGAAGGGAAAAGCGAGAGGAGACUGACACGCACGUCCUGGCUUCCAGGGAGUCUCCUGGCUCAGCCACUGGGGCCCCUGGGGAGACAGCUUCUCUCCCACCUCUCUCUACAUGUGACGCCCUUGUAGUUCAGGACAAACGGGGUCAGACCUACGCCACCUGUCACCCUUCCAUAGGCAACAUAUCAGCAAGGGCCGUGACCUCUGAGGGUGUCCUGAAGCUCCAGACAUCCAGCAGGGAACUGCAGGGCCUCCUGGGUGCCCCAGAAGACCCUCCCUUGCAGGUCAGUCCCUGCUGCUCCACCCAGCCUGGCUCCUUCCUCACCACCCAAACAAGGCCACAGCCCUUGCCCCUGGGCCAACCAGCGCUGUCCCUAUCACCCGAUUUAGGGACCCCAGGGAGCUGUGGGGCCCAGAGUCCCUUCCCCUCACUGAAGGCUGAACCCCAGCUCACAUGGUGUUGCCUGCGGCGCAGCCUGCCCCUGCCCCAGGAGCAGAAGGAGAAGGCUGCUUCUGUGUACUCAGCUCUGCACGUCCUUGGCGGCAGUCUUCCGGGUGGAGGUCCUGAUGCCCCGCCCCUGUACGAUGGAAGAUGUACCAGCGGAGAAAGACGAGGAGGAGGACAAGGAGGAGGAGCAGGAACAGGGCCAGCACAGACGCCCCAGCUCUCCUGCCUGAGAGUCUCAGGGAUGAGGUCCCAGGACCAGAUACGGGACCCAGAAUGGAAGAAAGGCCUGUCUUGCAGGAGGGCGAAGAUGACUCGUGGGAACAGCAAGCAGAAAAAACUGAGGAUCAAUCCCAAAAGGUAUGAAGGGAAUUUUUGGCAGAGUCGUGUUCAGCUGAGAGUCGGCAGAUUGCGCAAGCCAUCCUUGGGACUAAGAAGAAGCUCUCCCCCACCCCCACUUGGGCCAGCUUCAUCAGAAGUGGAAGGUCUAAAUCUGCAAGGAGCACCUUCUGGUGUUGUCUCACAGUUGUCUCCUGGUUGCGGGGACAAAGAGGAGAAAGAAGAUGAUUGUAGACAAACCUCAGAAACGGUCUCUCUUGUGACAAGCUCAAGGGCCACCAGAGAAACAGAUCAAUUAACCAGAAAGGAUAUUUCUCCAUCUGCUGGUGAGCCUGGUGACUGUUCGGCUCAGGAGGACACUGCUGCACUGCCUGGAUCGUUUUUGCAGUCUCACACCUGUAUGGCAAUGCCUGAGGAUGACUCUUUGCCCCCUGGCAAAGGUCUUGAUGUUGGAUUGCAGGAGACUCGGCAGCUGCCGCCCCAGGAUCAAGUCUCCACAGAUUCCAAAUCGCGCAUUUUCUCAGAUGCUCGAGAGCCUUCUUCUUCUGAACCCAAAGAAACUUCUCCCUGCCAUGCCGUGGCUACCUCGACAGCUGCCAUUUGUAUUUCUCUAGGGGUGAGAUCAGGUCCCACAAGGCUGGGAAUUCACAGUUCAGAGCCACAUCACCACAAUCAGGUCACAGGGGCAACUCUAGCACAAAGCCCCCUAAAUAGAGGAGCCAUAGCAGAGGGCAUGUCACAGACACUCUCGCCAGGGAAACCUUCAUCCGGACAAACUGUUUCAGGUUCAGCUCCAUUGGACUCUACUGGAAAAACUCAUCUUGAGAUACCAAGUUCAGGACCAAGUUCAGUGAGUUCACACCAAGUAGAAGGGAAGCAGCUGAUUGCUUUUCCUUCCAGGGGCCACUAUGGGUGUGGGGACGUGGCCACCCCGUCCCCUGCUGUAGGAAGCCACAGUGGGGAAAGCCAAGUAUGUGGGUUAAUCACUCUGCAGGCUUGUGUGGUCCCUUCUAAACCUGGGCAGCCUUCAGAAGUCCCUGAAGUUCCUUCUAAGUCCAUCAGGAAAAGGAGUUUGGAAGGAAUGAGAAAGCAGACACGAGUGGAGCUGAGUGACACCAGCAGUGAUGAUGAAGACCGGUUGGUCAUAGAAAUAUGACACUUCCGGAGAAAGACGGUGUAGGACGGUGUCCUACCUGGUGCAGGUAGGACAAAGGUGGACAUAGGUCAUUCUACCUCGCUCCACGCUGGUAGAGUGGCACUAGCUGUGACAACCACAGCGACGCAUGUACUGAUAAGGGGACUCCACCGAGCCAGCGUUCCUGACUUCUCCAUUAGUAAGCUGAGGGUUUGCUUCCAGAUGGGAAGCAUGCUUGGGAUGACUGGGAUAGCUUUAAAGAAAGCUGGGGUGUGAAUGGAGCAUCAAGAUAUUUCUGUUCAUUCUGGAGACAAAAUUCAGAGUCUUUCCAAAAUUGGUUUGGUCCGAGUAAUUCCCUCCUGAGUGGAAGUUGUAAAUACAUCUCAAAAUGCCUAUGAUCUGGUGAAAUGUUGAUUUUUUUAGUGUUGCACAAAUGGUCAAUGCUCGUGUGUGGUCAAAUAACACAAGCACGUACUGCUCUUGUACCUGGUGCUUUUUCUGUGAGACCCUUGAGACCGUUGAUUUUUUUAGUUCUCGCAAAAGAACGCUGUGUUAAAAGUCAAUAGAACAGUCUCUCUGUAAUGAGUCAUUUUUUGAGGGGGAAAAAUUCACUUAUUUUCCUCUGAUUCUUUUUGUCAUAUUGUGCUCUGAGCAAUUUCAAUUAGAGGGUUACAUUUUAGUAAUCUGUGCAGCUUGAAAUGAUGCCUGCUCCUCGUGACGGGAGCCUUUUAGACUUCCUCCAGAAGCUUCAAAGAUACAAAACUAAUUGGAGUUUUGACGCUGUUUUACAUCUCAGUAAUUUUAUUUUGGGGGCUUGGUGUUACUUUGCUGUCAAAUUAAAUCAGCCUCUGUAUCGUGCAAAUCGGAACAGUGCAGAUAAAAUUCCCCAGAAUUCCAAGCCAGUGCACCCCUGUGCUGAGGAAAAUGGCAGAUCGACGUCAGCUAGCCCACUAGGCUGAGCCUCAAAUAUCCUGCCUUCCUUUCCCUCUCCUUAAAUGGGAAAGGAAAAACUUAAAGAGGUUUACAAUGGUACAUUUCAAUAAAAUUUUAUACUUGCUUUUGGUAUGAUUUUGUACAGUUUGAAAUUUAUAGCCAAGCUCUUUCUGCUUAACUUUGAUGUAAUGAUGUUCAUACUACUUCUUGUACUUCAAAGGCAAGGGAGCAAUCAAAACAUCUCACACACCUGAAUACUUCAAUUAGCCCUUGCCUGUGACUAAGUAUGGUCCAAUUUCAAUAUCUUCAUGUGCAUUUUCCAAUUUCGGUGUUAUUUGUAGAAAAUUUCAAUGCAACAUCAGCUUCCCCUGGUUACUUAGCAUAGGUCUGUGGUCAUUUCAUAUGUACUCAUACAUAUCCUAAUGAGGAUAAGCCCAACUAAUAACAACAUAAAAAGGAAGGUAAAAGGACAUUAGACACAAACUUAGUAUCCUUUUAAAACCAAACACAAGCAACGUGGUGGUUCUUUACCCUUUGAAUGACCUAUGCCAGCAUAGGAAAGCAGCCUGAGACCUAGAGGGAGAUAGAUGAAGUCCUGGCUGUCUCUUUAGUGGUGAAAUCAUAGGGAAGAUGGUCCCUGCACCCUAGUUUCCUUAAAUCAGAAAGAGUUGAACAUGAUGAGCUGAAUGAAAGUCUCACCAGGUUCUGAUCCUGGUGAGAGCUAAUGAUGGAGAAGGUGCCCUGCAUUGAAACAUCUAGGCUCCCUGGCUUGGAGAUGUCCCCCAAGGAAAACCAUUGCCCCAGGGCUACUGCUUGGGAGAAAUUUGGGUGCGGAUUGUGAGGAACUGAAACACAGAAAUCUUCAGCGAAUACUACUAUACAGAAUAUGAGCUUAGGGAAACUCCAUUUAAUUUUUCUUCAGAGUCCCAGAAUUUAGGGUGCCAUCACACAGCUUAGAAAUGUUGGCUCAUAGUUCAGAAUGUAAGAAGCAAAACCAGAACACUAAUCUGUGAGUAGAAGAAAACAGAUGUAUGAGUUGAAUUGGCUACUUUUUUCUUGGGAGGCGUUGAUCAGGGGCAGAAGGAAACUACCUUCCAGAUCUUUCUUUCCUGACUUGUCAGCUGGAUCACUGAACCCAAAUCAGUCAGGCACAGCGCUAAAUAACUCUGACCACAGGAUAGCCAUGGAAACUCUAUCCUCCUGUGAGCCAGCAUGGCUGGCUGCCACAGCCUAAUCCUGAACCAACAUGGCAGAAUGCUGAUUUGCAUAUCCUUAACAACCCAGGUCACUUACAAAGGCAGGCAGUUUGUUGUUUUGCUGCGCCUAAUCAUUUAGCUACUGUGUGAUAAUGUUCCUAAGUGUUCCUUACUUUAUAACAACAUGGAUUUGUGAAAAGCUGUAUUUCAAUGGAUCUUUUUUAGAAAAAUAAUUGAUCGUAGGUGUGCUGGCUAUAGAAGGUAUUCUAAACUAAAAUUUUUAUUUGUUUAUUUGCUGUGGGUUUUUUUUUUUUUUUUUUUUUUUAACAGGGUCUUGCUAAGUUGUCCAAGGCUGGGCUUGAAUUCACAGUCCUCCAGCCUUGGUCCCCUUGGUAGCUGGGAUAACAGAAGUGUGCUCCCGGCUAAGAUUUUUUUUUAAAAAUAAAGAAUUCUUUCAUAAAGCAACAAUCUCUGAUUUUUAUCAACCUGAUUUUCCUAUGGGUUUUCUUAAAGUGAAAUGCAAUUAUAGGAAUGCAUUUGAAGGGUAACACCAGCAACCCAUAACCCAAUUUGAGUUACGGAAAAUAAAAUUUCAGUGUUAUCAAUUGAUAAUUACUGCAAUUUUACCUGCUACAAGUGCAUACUGCAUGAUGAUUAAGGGAAAGGAAAUUUUAUUUUAGAACAAGGCAAGCCGGAGUUGAAAGACUAAAGGUUUCCUCUUUCCGCCCCCGCUGUUCAUUUUCUUGUGUUUUCAGCUAAGGGACUUUACUAACCGGUGCCUCAGCUUCCUCCGUGGAGCAUAGCUCUAAGAAUGCGGACAUAGACUGAGUGAAGGACACUUUGGAUUCCUUGGCAUACUCUCAAGGCACAGGUUCAUCCCUUUAAUUGUACCUAUGACUGGCUUCGUCUCACUUUUUAAGAUAUGUGGAGGAGAGCAGUGUCAGCUCCUCCCUUAGGAACAUAAACUAUUAACUGACCCUUAAAAUCAUGUGGUUUUGGUCCACCUUGCUUUAAAGCAUGAUGAAGGGCCGCUCAUCCUUCCUAUUAGAUAUGACCUUUUGAAUUCUAGAUAAAGCUAAUAUUCUCUUGGUUCAUAUAGCAACCGGGAGAAACUGUGACUCACUCGCCAAGUCAUCCACAGGAUGGGGUCGGGCGUUUCUGAGCUCAAAUGGAAACAUGGCCAGUAGCUUGGUGAGUAACCUAGAGCAAGCUAGACUGUCUCGCUGAAACCUCCCUUCCAGAGCUGAGAUUGGAAGAGUAGGCUUGCAAAAUGCAUUGUGACCACAGUCUUCGGCAUGAAAGAUAAAUUAUUUGCAACCUCGUGCCAAACAGUAUUUCUUUGCAUUUACAUUCAUUACUUAGAACGAUCACAUUAUUCAUUUUUUCCCCAGCAUAGAGAUUUGCAUUUUACACAAAAUUUGCCUGGUGCAGCAGAUUUUUAUAGUUAUGGAAACUGUCAUCAUUAUGGGAAUGUGCUGCUGCUCAACUCCCCAGACAUAAUUUAAUAUGGGGAAGAGAAAACGGCCUCCCUGGCCCUAUGGGUGAUCGUAUUUCUACCAACACAGCGAGCAGGGCUUGGGUGUUUUUCUUCACUCCAGUUGUUAUUUCCAUAGUUCAUGUGAGAGAGACACUUUGGCUUUUGAAACACUACAUGUCUCCAUCUUUAAGCAUGAUUUCUUGUCCUUACCUUUCAGAACUCAUUAAACGUUGGUGUUGGGAUAUAGAAAAUCUGGUGUGCUAGAUUUCUACCUUGUGUGAUUCUUUUCAUCCAUGCUUUGUACUUAUGUGGGAAUAUGCAUAGUUUGAUCUGAAGAAGUAUAAGAACAUAUGAACACAUUACUUCACCACUGGGAGAAAUGGAGACAGGAAAAAUCGUCAGCUGCUAUCUCUUGGAGUUCUUGAGGGUGACUUACUAUUUCACAGAUGCAGUCAACUGUCACGACUUACAACUGCUUGUUCAUAAUCAGGGGAAGCAAUUGGCUUGUUGGUUGUGUGUUGAAGUUUAUUUCUUUAUGUGGUUAAACUACUUUGUUUUGAUAAAAAUAAAACUUAAAAUAAAAAUGCCUUUUGUGACUUAUUAACAUUUUAACUGAACAAAGAAU